ACUUACGUCAGUGUGGGUGUUUCAGUGUCGGCGGCCAUUAUUCUACGUAUAAUAUUAUAAUUUUUUUGUGUUUUGCGCUGCAAUAAAUUUGAAACAAAGAACUGUAUUCCUUUUCGUUAUAAUACACCACGUAAACAUUUUGUUUCAAAUACAUUUAUAGUACAAAAUGAAUCCGGAAUACGAUUACUUGUUUAAACUCCUCUUGAUUGGUGACUCUGGUGUGGGAAAAUCCUGUCUCCUGCUCAGAUUUGCCGACGACACUUACACAGAAAGCUAUAUCAGUACAAUCGGUGUGGACUUUAAAAUUAGGACUUUAGACUUAGAUGGAAAGACAAUAAAGUUACAAAUAUGGGACACUGCAGGACAAGAGAGAUUCAGAACAAUCACUUCGUCUUAUUACAGAGGAGCACAUGGAAUCAUAAUUGUUUAUGAUUGCACAGAUCAGGACUCAUUCAGUAACGUUAAACAGUGGCUAGAAGAGAUUGAUCGCUAUGCGUGUGACAACGUCAACAAGCUGCUUGUCGGAAACAAGUGUGACCUCACAACAAAGAAGGUGGUUGACUAUACCACAGCUAAGCAAUAUGCAGAGCAACUGGGAAUACCAUUCCUCGAGACGUCAGCGAAGAACUCCACGAACGUGGAGCAGGCGUUUAUGACAAUGGCGGCAGAGAUUAAGGCGCGCGUAGGGCCGCCGUCCGCGGGCACAGCGCCCGGCGGACCUGCCGUCAAGAUCGACCAAGGCCGCCCCAUCGACACCGGCAAGUCGUCCUGCUGCUGAACACGACGCACACGGCUGGCGGCAAGUGACAGCGCGUGGGUCGACACUCUGGCCGCUAACCGGCAAUAAAAAUGCAAUUACCACAAAAUGUUUCAUGAUCGCAUCCCUAUUAUAAAUAAAGUUAAAUUAUAUAUAUUAUAGUGCCGAGCUUCUGCUCGUCGUAACGUUACGUCAUAAGCUAACUCCAUUUAAGUUGCUACUGUCCGGUAUAUCGUUAGUUAAAUGGAAAACGAGGUGGAAUGGAUGCGUGUAUGUUUAUACAUGUUUAUAUAUAAUGAGUAUCGUAGGUUAAUUUCGUGCUGUAAUUCCAAUAUAAUAUUCAAGGAGACCGAAAAGUAAAUUAGUUGAGUUGAAAUGUCUUUAAAAAAAAAAGUUGUCUAUACUGAUUAUUGUCGACGGCGACAUAUCUUAAGCGACGUUGUAUUCUGUGUUAAUAUGAACAAACUAUAUAAUAUGUGGCCAAGGAAAAGCUACUUGCGAGAUAUAGAGUAUGAAACGAUGUUAAUAUCUUUGUAAUUUUUUUACAGACAAAUAACGUUUAAAGUCAUUGAUUCCAUUGAUUAUUUACUCGUUGGCAUCACUUAAACAAAAACAGAACUGAAUAUUUGCCAGAAUCGUUUAGGUUCUAUUUGAUAAUGUGUUUUUAUUGCCGUGAUACUGUUACAGAGUGCCUAGAAAGAACGCAAUCUUCUUACAAUACUGGGAAACAGUUAUUGUCACUAGAUGGCGCUUUUUGAAUUCCACACAAUCGUAGUUUACGUUAACGCGAUCGAAAAGUUAGCUAGAAAAUCUCACACUAGGAAUUCUGAUCACAAAAAACAAUGCACAAUAUACGCGGAUUUAGUUGACCGUGUAAUACGCGUGAUUUACACUUUGUCAGGUGUCAAGUGAUUAGUGAAAUCAGCGUGUAAAUAAGGUUCCGCUUUGUUUACAUUUGACCAUCACUGUAUUUUUGUACUCUUUGGUGUUCAAUAAAUAUGUAUUUAAUUAUUCAUUUGUCACUUAACGUAAACUGAUCACUUAUUAAGUGCGCGUGCACUUAAUAAAGUGUAAAUCAGGUCUUUGGUUUAACACCAUACAUAAACUUACGUAGCUGGUACGAUCCACCCAAUUUUAUGCUAUCAAAUAGUGCCUUCAAUUAACUUCUUGGUCUUCUAAAAUAUAAAAUACAGGCUAGACCUGAGCGCGACGCAAUAUGCGAAAUGUUAUGUGUUUUUGUAUCUAGUUUAAUGAACCUUGUGAGAUCAUCGGUUCUUGAGGUGAACAGUUAAAAAUGGCUAUCCAAUACGAGUUUGAUGAUAAAUUUAAUACAUGGUCAAUUUUUACCAGAAUUGUUAAGGUCGAAGUGUAAUAUUAAUAUACUCUUUUUAAACAUUUUGGAUUUUACAAUGCCGAGUUAAUCGUAAGUUUAGUAGGUACCUACAUGGUUAAUAUUUAUCAGAAUAAUAUUUCGAUAUUUGUCUAAAAAUAAAAAUGUUUCCAGCCUAAUAAAGCUCAUCAAGUUUUAGGAUUUUGCCGUGUUUCGGUACUUACUCUUGAUUACUUUACUAAAAUUACUUUUUAAUACAUCAACGGUUUGGGAGUCGCCACCAAAUAGUCUAAUAAACUCGAAAAAAAUUCACUACGUAAGUAAUCAUUAAGAAAAAUUUGAGAAAACUAUAAAAAGUUACUGUUAAAAAUAACAAUGUAUUAAGUUUACAAUAAAUAAGUUUGGAGUUAUUACGGGGAUCGUAUAAAAUGUAGCUCAACUGAUUGCUUAUCUAUUUGUGCUGAUGACGUGAUCUGCCUUUUUAUUCCUGAAGCUCUUAAAGUUUUAGUACGAGAUGGUUAACCUCGCAAGCUUCGAUAGUUUUCGAGUAUUUGAUAGAAAGUUGUUCUUAUAGCCGGAUUAUUUGGGUGGAACGUUAUGAAAUAAUAAUCGAUAUCUGUCUAUAAAACAGUCGUCAUAAGGUCCAAUAUACUUUGACUUAUAGUCUUAAAUACUGGGAAUCCAAAAAAACCAUACAAGCGAAAACAUCAUGGCGAAUCUUGGACUUAUCUCUCGCGGAGGUGAACCCUAACGUGCUGGCCACGGGAUAUAAUAUAUACUCGGAUACGUCCAUAUAUUUGUGUCAAUCACUAGACUUCACGCAGAAGUAGCCAGCAACAGCUCGGGAAUUAUGAUUUGAAAAUAGGCGUUUGUGACGAUUGUUAGCAGAUUUGCGUGUAAUCUAAAUCAUCAGAGAUCAGUUGCGCUGCCAACUUUAUAAAAAAGGAAAAUUCUGUUGAUGUUUGUAAGUACAUGUAAUUCGAACUUAACCGUGUCUGAACGUUGUCCAUUUCGUGCGUAGGCUAAUUUUGUUAGUCCAAGCUUCUGUUGAGUUUCUUCGUUUUAAUCGUCACCGAGGUACUAAUUUUUUUUUAUAACUUCGUCUGCACUGGGUGUUAUUCUGUAUAGGUAUAUAAUGUUAUUUAUCUCGAAGAUUUAAAUCGUAGAUAAACCCUUACCUUCAUUUAACAUCGGCUAAACAGUGUGCGAACUCACUCAUUUAUAAGUGUCAACAGUGGCCGAAAAAGCUAGACAUACAAUGAAUGUCAUACGGCAGAGAUCUUAAACUGAUUGGUAAUAACAAUUUACAUAGUGCCAGGGCAUAUUUUCGAUUGAAGUUUUUGAUUUAUAAUAUAUCUAUCUUAAACGCGUACUGGGGUUGUGCUGUGUUCAAAAUUUUGUGUUAGAAUCCCUUAUUUCGAAGACUUAACGUAGGUGUAUAUUUUAACACAAAAUUGUAGAUAUAGCAAAUUGGCCUUAGUGAAAUUAGACAGAUGUAUAGUAAACUUACGUAUAGCCAUCGAUUACAAUCAAGCGGGAACAUAGUAUUAAUUAAAAGACAUAUUCAAUAAUAUAUACCGAUGAUACUAUCACUUUGAUGAUGUGAUAAUUAAAAAAAAUAUAUAUGCAUAUGUAUCGCUCGAUGUUUUAAAUAACAAUAUGUACAGCUGCAUAGUUUGAGAUAUGUUAAGGAAAUCGUGCUAAUUUAGUUUCAACUUUUUUCCUAUCCAUCCUUCUGACAAAGGAUGGCACUAUAUUAAAACCUGUCAGUUUAUGGAAUAGGUAUACGCAUUUAUCAAUUAUGAUAGUAAAUUCUUUAACAUAAAAGAUACAUUUAUAAUGAUAUUUUAACGUAAAUCUGUCGCUGGGUCGAAAUAUCUAUAGUGAAAAAAUUGUGUAUAUGUAAAUUAUUGUGAAAAUAAUACUUUAAAAUUAUGAAAAUUCAUGUUUGGAUGUACAAGGCAAUUAUGAUUACACAGCUGCCGGGUAUUGUAUGAAAUGUAUUGUUAAAAGAUUGUAACAUUGUAGCCCUCUUAAAAUAUCCGUGGAGAAUCUAAAAAGUAUUUUGCCACGCUCUGACAUUUGAAAGUUGCGGUUAGUUGAAGUGUGACAAAAAAACCUGCGUUACUGUUAACGCGACGUUACGGGACGUUUAUCAACAAGAGCAGUGUUACGAUUAUAAACAUUUAAGCUGUCUGCUAUUUAAUAUACAAUUUCAAAUUAAAGAAAUUUACUCACUUGCAAUAAUAUUCCCAAAAAAAACCUCAAACGGAAAUGUAUACUACUUUUGAUAAUUCAUAAAUUGAAAUCGAUAUAUAUCAAGACCGGGUCUAAAAGUAUUGCUAUAUUUUUCCAUACGUUACAUUGCACGUACCUAUUCCAUUAGAGAUUUGUGUGAAACUGAAUUAGCACUAAGCCUUUGAUAUUUUAAUAAGGUUGGAUACGCCAAGGUAAAUGAAAACCUAUUGUAUUGUCAGUAUCAAUUUAAAAUAUAUUCAUCCAGUGAGUUAUAUGUGAUAUUGGCAGAACGUUUUGCACAUUAUUUAUUGUUAGCGCAAGUACUUACAAGUCAUAAACGAGAAAUUAAUUACCAACUUAUAAAUAGAACCUUUGUUUCUCAUCAACUUAAAUCAUUAAGUAUUAUGAAUUCAAAAACUAUAAUGCAUUGUUAUUUACAAUAUCGGGCCGAAUGAUAAAUUAUUUUAUUGUUUCGAUAAUAUUAAUUCUAACUUACUGUAAUGUUAUUUUUGUACUAUUAUGUGAAGAAUGUUAAGUUUACUUAAUCGAUCCGCUAACCCACUGUAAUUCUGUAUUGAGGGUUUCUUAGAAAUUAAAACAGUAUGCUAUUAAAAGA
Messenger RNA from Pararge aegeria (speckled wood butterfly), 4941 nucleotides. It is a transcript of the gene Rab1, whose product is annotated as ras-related protein Rab-1A. Gene Ontology annotation, molecular function: GTP binding; GTPase activity. The transcript is spliced from 5 exons. The record is from RefSeq and is a predicted model, not a curated record. Lineage: Eukaryota; Metazoa; Arthropoda; Insecta; Lepidoptera; Nymphalidae. The coding region runs from base 167 to 778 and encodes 203 amino acids.